AUGCUCCCAGGGACGGCCCUCCCUGCCGAGAUCGUGCAGCGUGUGUGUGAGUUGGUGUACCUAGGCUGUGUGCCUCUAUGUACGCUGCGUACGCUGGAUCCUGAAGGGCUGCCGUCUGCGGCCUUUAACGGGCAGGCGGCGUCGACGUCGGUGGAAGAAACCCGGCGGGACCUCUAUUCGCUGUGCCUGGUCAACCGCGCAUUUCACGAGUACUCGCAGCCGCUUCUGUUCAGGCGUGUACAGAUUACACUGCCGUACCGUUUCAUGUAUCUAUUUGAAGAGGCGGAGCGGAACCGCGCCAUGAGCGCGUUAUCAGCCAUCCGCCUGCUGGACUUUGCAACUUUUCGUGCGCUGGGCCUGCGGCGCACCGUCGGCGAGAGCUCCGAGCGCCGUUUUGUCACGCCCGAGCGCCUCGAGUCGAUGAUCGAGGCGGCGAGCGGACUCGUGGCGUUCGGCUCCAGCGCGACUAUGGACAGCGCCCUGUCCCUCGCCGUCCUCGAGUCGCUCCUGCUGCGGGGCGGUGCGCGCUCGCGGCCUGGGCGCCUGCGUGGCGUGAGUAUCGAGCGUGGCUCGCGCGGCGUGACGCACAAUGCGCUACAGAGCCUCGAUCUCUGUGGCUGUGUCUCGCCGCGCUUUGUCGAGGCCAUGUAUGACUUUGUCGAGAAGCAUCUCGCCGUCUCGACACGCGGCCGGCGCGCGAUUUACGACCUGGCCGAGGAGGAGGACAGCGAGGACGAGCGUGGGCGCUCGAAUAUGCGCACGGAUGCCGAGCGUGGGCGCUCUGAGGGGCGGCGUGCGCCGUCCGUGCAGCUCCGGUCGCAUGGCCGCACCUUUCCCUCGCUCGAGCGCCUGGGCCUGUCGGGCGUGUCGCUACACCGCGAUAUCCUGUCGUCGUUUGUGUGUGCUUUUCCAAACCUCACGCACCUCGACCUGUCGCAGACCAAGGCGGAUGCGCCGCUGCUCGAGGCGCUCGCCGACUCGCACAUCCGCCUCGAGAGCCUGUCGCUGUCGCGCUGCCGUGCGCUGACCUCACAGAGCAUCGUCGAGCUGCUUCUUGCGCCCCCGACCGAGAACCUCGUGGAGCUGGCGCUGCAGGGCACGCUGCUCUUCCCCACCCCCCUCUCCCCGGACGAUCUGCGGACGAUUCUGCGCACGGCGCCGUGUAUGCGCAGUGGCGCGCUGCGAUACCUCGAUCUCGGCGGGUGCCCGCUGACGGACGAGGAGCUGAGUCUCUUCCCGGGCCAGCCAGCGCUCCUCGACCUCGGCCUCGGCUCCAUCCCCCGCAUCUCACUUCCCGGCGUCGCGACGCUCUUGCUGCACCGCACGCCGAACGUGCAAGUCCUUGAUCUGUCCUACAGCUGUGGCGCACACGCCACAUCGGGGCACAUCCACGCCGUCAACCUAUACCAUGAGCUUCUUGCUCCGUGCACGCAGCGCCCCCAGGCGCUGGCGAUUGCGCAGCAGCUGCGGCGGAUGGGCCUCAAGCAGGACGACGCGGCGCCCGACGACGACAUGUGGCGCGCGCCGACGAACCUGCGUGUCGUCGAGCUGAGCGCCGUGGCGCUGAACACGGUGCGCGGCGGCCUGAGCACCUGGAAGGUGAUCUGGGGCGCCGGGCGCCGCGGCUGGGUCGUCGACGCGGCCGCGGGGCCCAGCCCGUGUGCCGUCGAUAUUCCGGUCGAGGAGAAACAGGACCGGGGCCGGGGGCGCACGAUGCACACGAGCGCCGCCCCCCCUGUGCGCCUUGCGAGUGCGUCGCCAGCGCCAAUGCGGUACGCCGACGUGGAUACACGCUCGCCCGAGCGCCGCGGCUUGGAUCCGAUGCGCCGCGACGAGUCGCGUGGGCGCUCGAGCACGUCGCGGUGGCCCGCGCGCUCCGGCUCGCUCUCCCGCCGCGCGCCGCGCGUCGUGCCCGAGGUGCCCCGCAUGGCGCCCACACACGAGACGCGCUCGCGCUCGCUGUCCCUCUCCGCGCCCCGGCCGGCGAACGAGGAGGCGAGCGACAAAGACGUGCCGGUGCAGCCACAGGUCGUGCGCGACCUGCCCGAGACGCACCCCCGCCGGCGCGAGCUCGAGCACCUUGCGUCGCUCCACGGCUCGGUCGGCGGCACGAUCGGGUGGCACAGUCACAAAAUGGAAGUCCUUCUCGGCUACGGCAUGCUGGGGCACGAGAUCGGGAAUUAUGCGUGGGUGGCCUACCAAGCGAGCUAG
This is a messenger RNA of Malassezia japonica, 2211 nucleotides long. RefSeq lists its product as uncharacterized. The coding region runs from base 1 to 2211 and encodes 736 amino acids. NCBI's taxonomy places the organism in Eukaryota, Fungi, Basidiomycota, Malasseziomycetes, Malasseziales, Malasseziaceae. The record is from RefSeq and is a predicted model, not a curated record. The transcript has a single exon.